UAAACGGAACGGUAAAGCUAAGCUUAAAAAAGAGGUGGGAGUGAAAUAUGAGUGAUGAUUUUCUUUCUUUUUUUUUUAUACACGCAUAGGGAGUGGUAAAGUUGAGCUUGAGUAAACGAAAGCAGUGUUGGAGCAGGGCCUGCCUGUUCUACUGCUACAGCUGCUGCUACACUUGCUCUGGAGAAGCUGUAUAAUAGCUAUAUAGUGUUCGUGCUGCAGUUCUCUCUCUCUCUACACAGAGCUAUGCGGCUGGCUACUUAACCCUAAUCGCGUCUAAUCAUAUAUCUGCACGCCGGGCUUUCCAGCAUUCGCGCCGAAAUGAGAGGGACGCUGUGAAAGACGUAAAGGCUGUAGGCUACUCAACAGAAGCUCCAGCUGAGGUAAACGACUGGACGUGAAGGAGCGCAGCUUCUGGCUGUUUUUGGAGGGACCCAGAGAAGGAGAGCAGAAUUGCCCAGAGUGAAGAAAAGUGUGGGAAAAGUCGUAAGAGGAGGAAAAGAAAGACUUUACCUGGAGCUCGUGUAGAGACAGAAACGGAGGAGUCAUUUUAGUUUGCGUUAUGAGACGCUGAACUUGAAGAUAGAGGGGUGGAGGCUGUGGUUGUGGUGGUGGUGGGCAGAUGGGGGUGCUAAAACCAAAUCAAAACCACUGAAAAUGCGCUUCUCCAGGAACCCCAGCCACAUGGACAUGUUAUUAUCCACAUGGGACAAGUCCUUACGUCUGCGGCGGGGGAUCAUAAUAAUAAACACCAUUGAGAGAGGACCCAUGCCGGAUGAGUAGUGGGAGUAAUGGUAGCUAGAGCUAAAACUUCAUCAAGAAGAAGAGAGGAUAAAAGAGAGAAAAAGUGAGAGUGUGAGUAAGUGAGAAAGAAGAGAGAGAAAGAGGAGGGAGAGAUAGGAAGCGUGUGCUCUCUCUCUUUCUCAUGAUUAUUUUCCACCCACUACCCACCACCACUACCACACUCCACCACCACACUCAACUCAACGACGGAUGACCCACGAGAGCCGGGUUUAAACAUAUAAAGGACAGACUGCUGCCUGCCAGCGCCGACAGAGGAAGAGGAGGUGGUGGUGGAACGUCUGUAGCCUUUCUAUAACCUACCUAGCUAACUUUACAUAGCUAACUUAGGCUAUCUACCUACCUGGAGAAGUGCGGCUUCCAUGUCCCAGUCCCAGUCUGCGCUACUGCUACUACUGUUACUACUGCUGCUGCUUCUGCUUCUACUUUAAAGGUGAUAUUAAAAAGUGUGGGGAUCACUGAAGGCACCCAAGGAACGGCCACUAUCUCCCACACAAGAGCCGAGACACGGGAGCUGCUGCCUCCAAAAUCAGGACUAGAGGGCAGUCAGGGCGGUCUCGCCUUCGCCCACCUUUCAUUAUGAGGGUGCUGCGCUCCCCGGUCUGCGUCGGGCUCUUGUUGGUCAUUCUGGCGGCUGGCUCUUGCCGGGAGGGCAGCAGGGAGGGCAGCAGUCUGCUGGAGCUGCUGAUGGACUCAAGCAGAGCAGCACGGCAGCAGCAGGCGGACCACAGCUCGACCAGCGUCCAGCAACAGCAACAGCCGCAGGAGCAGCAGCAACAUGAGCCCCCCAAAAGAAAUUAUUCAGUAGAGACGACGGAGGGGAACGAAGUGAACAAGUCCUACCAGCACGACCAAGUACUGGUCUUUCCGAGAGAUCUGCGGCAAAAGGAAAAGUUCUUGAAACAUUUAACAGGGCCUCUCUAUUUUAGCCCCAAAUGCAGCAAACACUUUUAUAGACUAUAUCAUAAUACCAGGGACUGCACGAUACCAGCCUAUUAUAAAAGAUGUGCUCGGCUACUCACAAGGUUAGCAGGCAGUCAGCGGUGCUCAGAGGGAUAGACCUUACAGAGUUCAACAGAUCUAGAGAAGUAAAGAGAACUGAGAAGAAAAAGUGCCUUGGAGAAGAAUAGGGAAAUCUGAUGAACUCAGAAAAUUUGUCAUUUAGUUUUUUUUUUUUUUUAAACGAAAUGGAACUCCUCCAUCGAUUUCUACAUACAGUAGACAUUUCUACAUACAGGACUGAUGGAAUCCAUGUUAUCACUGAACUUUCUGAUGACUCUAAUGGUGCAAGUGAAGAUGUUUUACAGAGAAGCAAAUGAAAAAAGGACCCGCUGCCAAAAGACUGCUGCUGACUGCUGCUGCAAAUGCUCGUCGGUUGAUUGAUUUGCCUUCACGAGUUGUGUUGUGUUUCUCGAGUUGUUUCCAAGUGGUCAGUUCUUUGAAAACCAGUGAGAGAACCAGACUACUUGUCACUUGCGGAUGAACACAACACUAAGAUAAGAAUGGUCCAAUACUCUUAAUGGCCUCAGUCUCAUAACAGACACCCAAAACCAUGGUUAAAUUAUCAUGAACUGCACAACAAAUUCUUGCCUUUUCUUUUUUUUUGUUUUGUUUUUCUUUUGUAUUUUCAAGACAUUUCUGUUGGCAGAAUUAAGUGACAAACAGUGCUGGGCGCGGUUUUUGUUUUAGGAAAGGAAACGAACAGCAUUCUCCUGAAUAUGAAUGUCGCAUUGUGUAUUAAUAUUCUAAUGUAUUUAUAUAUUCAAGCUAUUGUCAGUUGUCAGGCUGUUAUCAAACGUAUGUAAAAGCAUCCCAGCUAGAGUGCAAUAUAUGUAAAUACUGUAAAUAUUAAAUAAGAAAAUAUAUGAUCUUUAAAUAAAUGAU
Astyanax mexicanus (Mexican tetra) is the source of this 2682-nucleotide messenger RNA. Its product is annotated as ALK and LTK ligand 2b-like. The coding region runs from base 1378 to 1857 and encodes 159 amino acids. The transcript is spliced from 6 exons. NCBI's taxonomy places the organism in Eukaryota, Metazoa, Chordata, Actinopteri, Characiformes, Acestrorhamphidae. Gene Ontology annotation, molecular function: receptor signaling protein tyrosine kinase activator activity; receptor tyrosine kinase binding. The record is from RefSeq and is a predicted model, not a curated record. Gene Ontology annotation, biological process: positive regulation of ERK1 and ERK2 cascade; positive regulation of ERK5 cascade.